UCAACAAGUUGUACAGCAGCCAGCAGUAGCAGUAGGGGAAAAAUCAGACGCAAACAACAAAAUUCCGUUCCGAAUACUCACUCAGCUUUCAGCUAUAGAGCUUGUGUAUUAAUCGCACAAGAGGAAUAUUCCGCAGUCAAACAACAAACUUCAAACUGAUGUGUUCGGUUGUUUCGUAGUUUGAAUAAUCUAUAUUAAGUGUAGAAUUUUCAACAAAAUAAAAAUAUAAACGAAGUUUUUAUGCAUCUUAUUUGAUAAAUUAAAAUGUUUAGAUCAUCAUUAUUAAUUGAAGAAGUAAGAAAAAAACGCAGUUUAUGGGAUUGUUCAUAUCAGCAACCUUUAGAAAGAGGACUUCGUGCCAAACAAUGGUUUGAGGUUGGAGAAAAUUUGUUUACAGACUGGAAUCAGCUUAAUGCGAGCCAGCAAAAUGAAAGGGUAGAAACGAUUAAACGGAAGUGGAAAAAUAUUCGAGAUUACUACAUAAAAGGAAGCAAAACUUGGAAAGGCAAGAAGUAUGUUUAUUCGCAUUUACUCAGCUUUUUAGAUGAAGCACCACCUUCUAAGCGAAAAAGGACAAUGUGUAACAUAGGGCCCAUAUGUGUUUUCUGCAAAAACAACAUGCCAUCUUUAUUGCAUUUUACGAAAAGAACAUUGAUGAUGUGCAGGAAAAUAUCAACAAUACGAAACAAAAACAAUUUGUCUCAAAAUGGAAUAAUAUUCCCGCAGCAAAUGGACGACUUUCAACUAUAUCACAGCCGUUGCUAUCAACGCUAUAUAACUUUACCGGCAAGAUAUAGAAAUUCUCCUACAAAUACAAUAGAAUCAGAAUCCACUUCAACAAUAGACUUUUCCUCAGUACAAAAAGACAAAAUGGAAAUUCCAUUAUUAACAAUACAGAAAACAGAAAAGUGUGAUAUCCAAACAGAAGAACUAAAACAAGACGCAUCGCUGAGUGGAAAUGAAGAAGACAUGCCUUUUCAAGAAAUUUUAGAAGUUGAACAAUUUUUGGCAAACCUUGAUGAUGCACCACCAACGACGGCAGAGACGUCAUCCUCAGCUCAAGAAACAGCCACCAAUAGAUGCUUGCCAAUUGAUUCAGAGCAUCAUGAUGAUGAGGAAAAUGAUUCAUUGUCUUUUAAUAAAAAUCGUCAAGAAAAUCAUCAUGAAUGUCUUGAUGCAGAUAGAUGUUUUCUUCUAUCUCUUUUACCCGAAAUGAAAAACAUGAACGACCUGCAGAAAAUUACUUUCAAAAUAAAUGUGUUAAAUGAGAUGAAAUCUGUCAUGAUGCGUCAAGAUCAUAAUAAUUUUACAAUUAAGGAAGAACAACCUUAAACUUAACAAAGGAAUUUUAAUAAAAUUAAUUUUAAUUCUUUGUUAUGUACCUAUGUGAUUUAAAUUAGAAUUUAAUAAAAGUCUGAGCUUUUAAAACUACGUUAAACAGAAUAUAGCAUU
This is a messenger RNA of Episyrphus balteatus (marmalade hoverfly), 1452 nucleotides long. RefSeq lists its product as uncharacterized. Gene Ontology annotation, molecular function: DNA binding. The record is from RefSeq and is a predicted model, not a curated record. The transcript is spliced from 3 exons. Lineage: Eukaryota; Metazoa; Arthropoda; Insecta; Diptera; Syrphidae. Bases 265 to 1332 code for a protein of 355 amino acids.